Messenger RNA from Anoplophora glabripennis (Asian longhorned beetle), 2842 nucleotides. RefSeq names its product enolase-phosphatase E1 (gene Enoph). The transcript has 6 exons. Bases 147 to 2207 code for a protein of 686 amino acids. Gene Ontology annotation, molecular function: acireductone synthase activity; magnesium ion binding. NCBI's taxonomy places the organism in Eukaryota, Metazoa, Arthropoda, Insecta, Coleoptera, Cerambycidae. The record is from RefSeq and is a predicted model, not a curated record.
UUUAUCUUCGUGCUACCACCUGCGACAUAGCUCGUUGAUGCUGUUUGAUUGAGCCUAUUUAAACGUUGAAUUUGGUAUUUUAAAGCGAUUAAUAACUGUAUAAGUAGUGUCUAGUCAAAUUGGUACUGUACGUAAACAAGAAAAAGAUGAGUACAGGAGCGGAAAGUGGAUCUCCAACGUUAAACCUCGAAAAAUGUUCCGUUGUCCUGCUUGAUGUAGCCGGUACAACCACUUCAAUAAACUUCGUUAAGGAGACUCUCUUCCCGUAUGUAACGAAACAAGUGGAAGAAUUCUUAAAAGCGCAGUGGGAAGAUGAGGCCGUUAAGGAAGCAGUUAAGGCACUGAAAGACUCUGAACUCGAUCUGGCUGGUGCCACUGCCGCUGUCAAAGAACUUACAGAGCAAAAUAGUGAGAACAAAGGCUUAAAAACCAUUCAAGGACUGAUCUACAAGAAGGGUUAUGAAGGUGGUGACUUAAAAGCACAUGUAUUUUCUGAUGUUCCAACGUCCCUCGAGGCUUGGACUAAAUCACGAAAAGUUGCCAUUUACUCAACGGGAAGUAUAGAAUCUCAACAGUUACUAUUCUCGCACACUGCUGAAGGUGACGUCUCCUCCCACAUUUCCAAAUACUUCGAUCAAAGUGUUGGUGGUAAAACUGAGUCUGAAAGUUAUGAAAAAAUUGCCAAGGAACUGGAAGUGAAAACCGAAGAAAUCGUCUUCAUAACUGAUAGUUCUAAAGAGGCAGAAGCUGCAAAGACAGCUGGAAUAGUAUCUAUUCUUGUGAAACGAGAAGGAAAUGAGGAGAUACCGGAGGAAGCUACAAAGACUUUCUCAGUCAUAUCUAAUUUCAAGGAGAUAGUAUUCGAAAAUUCCGCCAAACGGAAGAACGAAGACGAAACUGUACCCACUGAGGAACAGCCACCUACAAAAGUCGCAAAAACCGAUGAAGCGGAUGACAAAGCGGCUGCCGUCGGUGCACCUGUUGAAGAAACCCCUAAACAAGAAGAAGAAAAGAUGGAAGUCGACGGUCCCACUGAACAGGAACCGGAUACAAAAAAAGAAAAACCUGAAGACAAACCAUCUCAACCAGCAACUGACAAUGAUAAGACUGAAAUGGAUUCCAGUGACGAUAAGACUGAAAAAACCAGCACCACAGAGCAAACAAAACCGGAGAAAGCAGAAGAAACCCCAAUGGAGACUGUAGAAAGCACCGUGGAAGCUGGAAAAGUAGAAGUGGAAGUAAAAGUCGUUAAACCAGAAGAGACUGAAAAGAAAAAAGAAGAGACUGUAUUAAAAAAGGAAGAAUCCAAAGAAGAAAAAGCAGACACAACAGUUGAAACGACUGUAGCAGAGGAAGUAAAGGAGAAAGUUGCAGAAGAACGACAGAGCACUGACGAUGUUGAAAAAAUGGAGGCGGAAGACAACACAGAACCAGCAAGUAAUAAAGAAAGCAAUAAAGAAACCAGUAAAACUGAAACAAAAGAUACUACUGAAAUAAAAAAAGAGGAGAAAGUCGAGAAAGAAAUGAAGGAAGCAGAGGUUAAAGAGGAUAAGAUUAAAGAAACAAAAGAGUCUACCCAUAGUGAAACAAAUGAAGUUGAAAUGAAAGAGGAAAGUGUAAGCGAGAAGAAAGAGGAUAGUGUAAACAAGAAGAAAGAAGAAAAAGCCGAAGAACACGCACAAAAUAAGGUCGAAGAAAAGAAAACCGAAACUACUCCAGUGGAAACGGAAGAAAAAGUAGUGUCAAGUAAUAGUGAUGAAAACAAAGAAAGUUCUAACAAGAAAGAAACCGUGGAAGAAACGAAGCCUGCAGAGGAAAGCUCCGAGGCGAUAGCAGAAUCAAACGGCACAGAAGAGAAGCCAAAGCCGGAUUCUGCAGAGAGUAGCACUUCGAAGUGUGAGGAACAGGUAGAAGAAAAAGCGGAAUCGAGCGAAGCUUGUCCGAAAAAAGAAGUAGCCGAAGCCUCGUCUUCCGACGCCGAAGCGAAACCCGAAACGAGUAAGGAUGAAAAAGAGAACAAAAGCGAACUGGCGAACGGAGUGGAGAACGGCAAAGUAGAGGAAUCCGAGGUGGUAAACGGUGACGUUGAGGAGAAACAAAACGGAGACGCAAAAACCGAAGAGUCCGAUAACAAGGUAGAAGACAUUAAAGUUAAAAAGAUCGAGGAAACCCCAGACAGUACACCCGCUGUGAGUGUAGAGGUGUAACUAUUUGUUCCAUAUAAUAUUUAUACAGGUUAAAUGUAAUGUAACAUUUGUAGUGUUCAUUUUUUAUUUAUUACAACACAAAACACUAAUGCUUGUUUGGUUACAGUUAGAGGUUCUUUUAUUUGAAUAGCCUUAGUUCUUAUUUUACUCGUAAGACUUUAAAUAAUACUCAGUACUUCUUGUUGUGAUCGAAAUUGUUCCUGUUAGGUUUUGUAAAAAUUCGUUUCUUCCGAAGUAAGUGCCAAUUACAUUAAAUUUGACUAAGACUGGACCCAAAGACUGUCUAUCUCACUUUUAUGACAUUCGAUUUUCCUAACUGAAUAUUGGAAUAUUUAAAUUUAUCUAGUUUAUUUCAACAUUCCAUUUAUGCGUACAUUUUAUUUUCUGAUCUGAUGGUUCGCCAAUAACCUUUCAUUCGAAUCCGUAUUUUAAUUUGUGGCGUUUUCGUUCAUGUUUCGUUUGAACUCAUAAAAUUGUGAUAUGUCGAAAACAAAUUUGGGAUGCUACGUCACACUUUAGUAUGUGUCUCUUGUUUUUAAUUUAUUAUUUAAGCAUUCUGGUGUACAGGCCUAUAGUGUACGGCUGAACAAUUCAUUGUAUACGUUUUAGCACCAAUAAAUUUUGUAGUGUUCUAA